AUGUAUGGGUGUAAUGAUGGUGGUGGUGGUGGCGAUGGUAAUGGUGGUGAAGAUGGUGAUAAUGGUGGUGGUGAAGGUGGUGUUAAUGGUGAUGGUGGUGGUGGUGGUGAUAACCGUGGUGUUAAUGGCGUUGAAGAUGGUGGUAAUGAUGGUGAUGAUGGUGGUAAGGGUGGUGAUAAUGGUGGUGAAGAUGGUCGUAAUGGUGGUGUUAAUGGUGGUGGUGAAGGUGGUGUUAAUGGUGGUGAUGAUGGUGGUAAUGAUGGUGAACAUGGUGGUAAUGGUGGCGGUGAUUGUGGUGAAGAUGGUGGUAAUGAAGGUGAAGGUGGUGAUGGUGGUAUGGGCGUGAUGAGUGUAUGGGUAUAA
Patella vulgata (common limpet) is the source of this 363-nucleotide messenger RNA. RefSeq lists its product as uncharacterized. NCBI's taxonomy places the organism in Eukaryota, Metazoa, Mollusca, Gastropoda, Patellidae. Bases 1 to 363 code for a protein of 120 amino acids. The record is from RefSeq and is a predicted model, not a curated record. The transcript is spliced from 2 exons.